Molecule: messenger RNA, 2271 nt
Organism: Stereum hirsutum FP-91666 SS1
Lineage: Eukaryota; Fungi; Basidiomycota; Agaricomycetes; Russulales; Stereaceae
Exons: 6
Coding region: 1-2271 (756 amino acids)
Biological process (GO): proteolysis
Molecular function (GO): cysteine-type endopeptidase activity
Source: RefSeq, a predicted model, not a curated record
AUGUUCCGUAUGGCCACCUCGACCGUGGCGUCGCAGGGCUGUAGCGCGACCGUUCCCUCGACCUUGCCUACUUUCCCCAAGAAUAUAUUCUCACUGAUCAUCGGAAUCAGUGUGUAUGCGGCCCACGAUAUUCCGGAUCUCACCGGAUCUAGAGCCGAUGUCGAAUCGAUGGAGAAAUUCUUGCGCGAUAGUAACGUCAGUCCUGAGCACCUUAUAAUUUUACGAGACGAGGAUGCAACCCGUCACCACAUCGUCCACGAGCUGAAAUCGGUAGCCAAAAAUGAAAAAAUCGACAAGGGAGAUCCAAUCCUCAUCUACUUUUCUGGCCAUGGCAUGCAGGCUUUACCGAAUUCACGGAACUUCCAUCCAAUGAGAAACCCAGAGUCUAGGAUCCAAAUACUCUGCCCUUACGAUUUUUCUAAAGCUGACCCCAGAGGAAUUCCAACCGCUUGUUUGGCUGCUCAUCUCAAUAGGAUCUCCGAGGCUAAAGGUAACAAUAUCACGGUCAUUCUAGACUGCGGUUACCGCGGCGGGGGAACACGACUGGUCGGCACAACGUUACUACGUGGUUUGGCCCCGGACUACUGUGACCAUCCUUAUCCUCCUAUCUCCCCCGAGCCAGGGGAACCUUCCGUGGAUAUGACACAGCUUUACCUGUCCGAUCUCCACUCCCAUGUCCUGCUCGCGGCUUGCGAUCCUAGGGGAUUCUGUUACGAAGAUAAGACAGGUGGUUACUUUACAAACGCUCUACUCCACCAUCUUCGGACUUCCGCUCAGAAGAGAAUCACAUACAGGGGACUCAUCAGUCUUCUCGGUCCCUUCGACUACAGACAGACUCCGCAAUGUGUGGGUUUUCAUCAAGAUAGACAUAUCUUUAUGACCACGAGUCACAUCCCGGAGCAAGAAUUCCAGAAGCUCUCGAGAAUUGAUGCCUACCAUGUUGAUCUUGGCACCCAUUUCGGCCUGACCAAGGGCUCUACAUACGACGUCCAUACUCAUGACGGUCGUCACGGAUGGCCCUUUUUGGGGGAAUUCAUUAUCAUCGCUGCAACCAAUUCUACUGCCGAGCUCAUCCCCUGUGGUAAAAUAUACCAGACCGACCUUCACCGUCCAUCGACCGGCCUUCCUUCAGUUGCUUAUGCAUUGCGUCCCGGUAACAGGUCCGAAACUUCUCAGCACUCACAGAACGACUUUUACGUGCUCACAAAGAUCAACGCCUAUCGCCUGCCUGUUUACGAAACAUGUGAGGUUACAGAGGGCUCAGUAUUCCGUGUCCUCGACGAGGAAAAUUGCCCGCUAGGAGACUUCACCGUCCAGUCGGUCACAAACCCUACCGGCUAUACCAUUCUCGUCCCCUCUCCGCUCAAUACUCUCGAUGCUCCACAGACGGCUUACGGGGUACUCAAAAAAUUGGGACCAGAGAAGAAGUUCGAGAUCGUUAUCCCAACUGAGCUCUCACACAUUUCUGACGCCGUCAAGCACCUUCUAUUUGGAAAGUUCAAAGACAUCCCCGUCAAAGUCUAUCCCAGAGCCAGAGCCAAUCAUAGUCUCACGCUGGUCGAGGACAGGAAUGGCGCAGUUGCCUUCGAAAUCCGCGACAAGCUAUGCCGUGACAACAGGUUGACGCAGUUGCGUGACACGGUGACCUACGAGUCCACGGCUCGGCAUACACCCUUCGCCCGCAUCAUCGCUAUUCUAUCUAGCGCUGCAGACUUUUACUUGCACCUUCAUCGCUCUCCCAAGGUCCAUCUUUUUAUGGGGCUGAUGAACGACCUUCUGGAGUGCUACGAGUGUAAGGGAGAUCGCGAAGAUAAGAAGUUGGUCAUGGAGCAGAAUCAUCUUGAGUUGAAUGACGAUGAAGACGACACGACCUUUGUAUUCGCAGUUCUGAAUAAGACGGACAUGCCCCUCUAUGUCGCCUUAUUUUACUUCGACAUGGAGGAUCUUAGCAUCAGUUCCUACUACGAGCCGGGAUCUUCUAAGGACGACCGUUCCAAGUAUUCUGUACCCGCUCAUGAUCAACUUAGGAUCGAAUAUGGAUCAGACGGUGGGGAAAUACGACUAUGCCGCCUACGUCAGAAGCGAGACGUCAACGUAGGGUAUCUGAAGCUCUACGUGUCUACGAAAUGGAUGAAUUAUUCAAACAUUAAGCAAUGCUCGCCAUUCGAUGGAAUAAUCCACGUGCCUAAAGGUUACGAGCCCCGACUCUCGCCAUGGGACUCGCUUUGCAUUCCCGUAAUUCGUAAAAGGGGACAAAUGUCAACGGCCUGA